Molecule: messenger RNA, 2067 nt
Organism: Drosophila gunungcola (fruit fly)
Lineage: Eukaryota; Metazoa; Arthropoda; Insecta; Diptera; Drosophilidae
Gene: tbrd-2
Product: bromodomain testis-specific protein
Exons: 2
Coding region: 160-2067 (635 amino acids)
Biological process (GO): regulation of DNA-templated transcription; chromatin remodeling
Cellular component (GO): nucleus; chromatin
Source: RefSeq, a predicted model, not a curated record
AUCAGGGCAAAAUUUGCACCGCAACUUAACGCGUUUUCUAAGCGAAUUAAACGUUGUAUUGAUGGAGAACUGAUAGACCAAAGUGGUCACAACCUAAAAAUACUUAAAAGUUAAUCAAAUUGACCCGAAUAAUUGAGAAAUAUCCAGUAAAUUGGCAAAAUGGCCAGUCACAAGUCACUUUCCGUGAAACUGAAGCUUCCCAAUCGUGUCCAACCGGAGGUUAUGCCUCAGCCCGGAAAAGCCGGUCAGUAUACCAACAAGAUGCACUACUUGAAAAAGCACAUACUGGACGAGGUUUGCAAAAAGAAGUUUGCUCUGGACUUUCUGGAACCGGUGGACACGGAGGCUCUGAAGGUGCCCACCUACUACGCGGUCAUCGAUCGUCCCAUGGAUGUGGGCACGAUUCUGAAACGGGUGCAGAACAACUACUACAGAGACAUCGAGGAGGCGAUCUCGGACUUCCGGCAGAUCAUCCGCAAUUGCUUCAUGUUCAAUCGGCCGGGCGACGUGGUUUUCCGCAAGGGUCAAAUGCUGGAGAAGUUCUUUUCGAAGAAGAUCAAGGCCAUGCCCAAGGGUCCGGAGGUGGUCUGCAACAAGGACCCCAAAGCGGUGGGCAAGUCGAGGGCCAAUGCCAAAUUGAUGGCCACCUCAGCUCACACCGAACGCCUGUGCCGGGAGCUCUUGAAUAAGUUGCAGUGUUUCACCAACCAGGCGGAUACCACGGCCCGCAACUUCUUCAAUACCAAGUGGGAUUCGCUGGUCAAGAAACUGGACAAGCACUACUUCAAGACCUUCGACGAGUUCCGCUCGCACGUGGAUGGCAUCUUCAGGAAGUACCACGAUCCGGCCAAAAUGAUCUACGAAAGAGCCUUCAAUCGGCCAGCAUCCAUGAUUGAAAUGCCUAGUUCUUUGGGCAGCUCAGUUUUGGCUGAGGCGGAUCUAAAAGAGCUACUGCGAGCCGCCGAGCUGGCUGAGAAUGGCUUGAUGCAGUGCCUCCAGCCAGAGAGCUCGAAGGCUAGGAGUGUGAUGGAGGCGUUCAGUGCCAGCCUAAGCAAGCUUAAACAUAAGCUGGAAGCAUCAAGAGCAGAUGCCUUUAGAGAACAGAGAUUGAGCCCCAAUCAGGCUGGCGAAGAGGAGGAUUUGAACCAAGGAGAUCGCAAACCAGCUCUGGACUUGCUAGAGAGCAGUGAAGUGGAUGCGCUCACUGCGGUCCGUUAUGAGUCCACCGAUGACGAGGGUAACGAAGCCCCAAUGGAUGCGGUCAAUGACACAGAACGACGUAAUAUUCAGAAACUAUUCGCCAAACUGCCUUCGACGGCCAUGAGGGAGAUAAUCCACAUGGUCCAACAAACCGAGGGCUUGUCCUCGGAGACUUGUAGCGACCUCAGCUUCGAUGUCAAGGGGUUUGCGGCGGACACCCUGGUCCUGAUGAAACGGGCCGUGGCCAAGGCCAUGAGGGCUCACAGUAAGCUAAACCUCAAGGACAUGCAGCCUUCGGAGAAGGAGGGUCUACAGCGCACCUUGCAGUCCCAGUUGAUGGACAUUACACAGCUCUUGAACAGAAAUCGACGCAAAAAUGCAGCUCCAUUGAACAACCUCAAAUCGAAUGCAAAUAUUAAUAAAGGUAACGUAGUGCGGAAGCGUCCAAGUGCUCCUCUUUCCGCCAAAUUGAACCAGGCAACAACAGGAUUGAAAAGUGGCGAACUGGGAGUUGGCUGUGUCGGCGAGAGUCGCAAUCUAAGUGACACCAGCGAUGACUCCUCUGGUCCACCCAGUCCCCAGAGGCAGCGGGCGGGUGAGCCGACCAAUGCUCCCUCCCAGCAAAUGAAUUUCCCGAGAAGGACAACUGCCCCGCAGAAGAAACCCUUUGGCUCGGCUAAUUCCGUGCUCGUUGACGAUCUGCAGAUGAGCAGCAGCUCCAGCUCCAGCUCGAGCUCGAGCUCGAGCUCCAGUUCGAGUUCCAGUUCGAGCAGCAGCGACAGUUCCAGCAGCGAUUCCUCCGACGAUGAGGAGCAAGGAAGUCCUGCGCCCAAACGCAAAUUGGAUUCCAUAAAUGCUUGUACUUGA